Molecule: messenger RNA, 4225 nt
Organism: Hypanus sabinus (Atlantic stingray)
Lineage: Eukaryota; Metazoa; Chordata; Chondrichthyes; Myliobatiformes; Dasyatidae
Product: metalloreductase STEAP4-like
Exons: 5
Coding region: 109-1500 (463 amino acids)
Biological process (GO): copper ion import
Cellular component (GO): endosome; plasma membrane
Molecular function (GO): cupric reductase (NADH) activity; ferric-chelate reductase (NADPH) activity
Source: RefSeq, a predicted model, not a curated record
AAAGGCACCCAUUGGCUGAAGUUCUCAGCAGCUAAAUGAUCAAAAGGCUCUUUGUUUAAACAAGCACACCCUGCCAAACUGAAAGAGUUGGACAUCAAUUCAUCAAACAUGAUCCCACUUCAUCAGACGACCAGCAGAAGAAGGUUGGACCAUAAGCAGGAGGCAGUCUGCAUUUUUGGCACUGGGGACUUUGGCCGAUCUUUGGGUAUGAGGCUGCUCAAGUCAGGGUACCCAGUGGUAUAUGGCAGCCGAAACCCAAAAAAUUCCACCCUGCUACCAAGUGGAGCUCAAGUCACUACCCAUGCUGAAGCCCUGAAAGAAUCUAACAUCAUUUUCCUGGCAGUUCACAGGGAGAACUAUGAUUUUCUCCCAGCUCUGUCCAAUUUAUUAGAUGGUAAAGUGCUGGUGGAUGUGAGCAACAACCUCAAAAUGAAUCAGUACCCUGAGUCCAAUGCUCAGUAUCUUUCUCAGCUGGUCCCCAAAGCAAUUGUGGUGAAGGGAUUUAACACAGUUUCUGCCUGGGCCCUUCAGUCAGGCAGCCUGGAUGCCAACAGUCAGGUCUUCGUCUGUGGCGACGACACUAAAUCCAAACAGAAGGUGAUGGAUGUUGCCAGGAGUCUAGGCCUCACUCCUUUAGACCAGGGGUCUCUUCUAGCAGCUAAAGAAAUAGAGAACUACCCACUACAGCUCUUCCCAAUGUGGAGGUUACCAUUUAUUAUAACAGCUGGUCUCACAAUAUUCUUCUUCUUAUAUUGUUUGGUGAUUAAGGUGAUCCAUCCUUAUGUGGAAAAGAAUAAGGAUAAUUCCUAUCUGUUGAUGGUUUCCAUACCCAAUACGAUUUUUCCAGUUGUCUCUCUCAUUCUCCUUGGGCUGGUUUACCUGCCAGGAGUGAUUGCUGCAUUCCUCCAGCUCUACAGAGGGACAAAGUAUAAGAGAUUUCCUGACUGGCUUGACAAGUGGAUGCUGUGCCGAAAGCAGCUUGGACUUGUGGCAUUUGCAUAUGGUUUUCUUCAUGUAUUCUAUUCAUUGAUCGCAUCACUUAGGUACUCAGUUUACUGGAGAUAUGUUAAAUAUGUUGCAGAAGAGGUGAAAAAGAACUCGUCCUCAGAACUUAAGAUGGUCUGGACCUGGCGAAGUGAUGCAUUUUAUGCAUCUGGAAUCCUGGGCUUUUCAGUCUUCCUUUUGCUUGGAAUAACCUCCCUGCCAUCUGUGAGCAACACUAUGAACUGGAGAGAAUUCAGAUUUGUACAGUCAAAGCUGGGUCAUGUCACGUUGUUGCUGUGCACGUUGCAUACUGCUUUACUUGGGUGGAAUAAAUUUCUCUAUACCUCACUCUACAGGUGGGGACUUCCACCAACGUACCUCCUGUCCAUGGUGAUUCCAUGCAUUGUGCUGACUCUAAAGCUAGUUCUCAUAAUUCCAUGUGUAGACAGAAUGGUCAACAGAAUCCGGCAAGGUUGGGAAAGGAAAAAGAAAGGCCCAAGUGAUCUCAAUAUCUGAACCAAGUAUUGCACCAGAAUGAGAUGCUUUGUAAAUACAUGAUGUCUUUUCCCGAAUGAAUCUUCAAACAGCAAAAUCAGACACUUCCAAUCUCUUGGAAUAAUCACAUUUAUAAUGCUAUGAUGUGAAUAAAUGAACUUUUUUUCCUCUGAAGUUGGCCUCUCCCCAGUGUUCCAUGCCCUCUUCCACACAAAUGUACCUCAGUCCAUUCCAAAAAGUUGACUCCACUGGUCCAAGUGAACCGGAAUGAUAUUAGGCCCUCAAACAAACAUCAUGGAGUGAUGUGACCAGGCUAGAACAAACUGUGAUCAGGAGAAAUUCUGUUCCUCACAGUCACCCUCCUCUACCAACUUCGUUAGCUGUCAGAAUUUGGUCAGAAAUACUGAUUGUCUCCAAUAUUCAGAAAUGUUUAUCAAUGAUUAAACACAAAAUAAAUCACUUAUAAAAAAACCUCCAAAGAAUUAAAGACAUUGCAAAACACAAAAGAUUUUUAAAAAUAGUGUAUUGCCUUAUACCUUCUUUCCUUCCUUCCCACCCUACAAUCCCCAGUAAAGUGAAAGGUCUCAUUAACCCAGCAAUAGAUUUUGGUGUAGGGCCUAUAGUGGAUUCCACUGAGUUAAUGCUGGGGAGUCUCAGCAAGGUUCGGCCUCGCUUUUGGACUCCAAUGGGAUUCAGGGUGACCAGUGUUGGAUUGCAGCUGGAGAACGGCCAGUAGCACCUGGCCAAGUUCCGCAAAACCUUACUAUCACAACUUGGAGGUACUUACUGAGAAAUGCUGGAAAUCCUAUACAAAAGUGUCAGCAAAAUUGAGCAAUAACUGGAACAAGGAGUUUCUCAAAACUCUAAGAUUAGUGAAGUGAAGACCCAUACUGAGCAUUCCCAAACAAGUCAGCGGUGAAAUCACAAAAUAAUUUGGAUCCUUGUUGAAAUUUAUUCUCCAUCUACCGGUGGGAAUGCUGCAGCGAGGAACAAAAUGUGGGAUGUGGAUAGGACUGAGAAAGGAAUAAUUGGAAACUGGGUGCUCACAGGAUUGAAGGAUAAGGAAGAUCCUGGUAAUUUGCCAUAGAGCCAUAGAAUUAUAGAGUUACACGACACAUUACAUGCCCUCCAGCCCAGCCCGUCCAUAGCAAUCAGGGUGCCUGCCUAGGAUGGUCCUGUUUGUCUGCCUAUGUCAUUUACCCCUCAGAAAUGUUCCUAUUCAAAGUACUUGUCUACGUAGCUUUUAAACAUUUUAAGUUUAUCUGCUUCUACCACUUCUGGCAGCUCAUUCGACAUACCCAACCUCUCUGUGAAAAAACGUGCCGGUCAAAAGCCCUUUAAAUCACUACACUCUCGCCUAUGCCUUCUAGUUGUAGGCUUCCCUGCCCUGGUAAAAUGCCUCUGAGCACCCUCUUAAUUAUGCCCUUCAUGAGUGUAAAAUACUCAUCUGCACUCCAGGGAAUACAGCCCCUGGCUAUUUAAUCCCUACAACUCAGGCUGAUCAGUCCCAUAAUAUCAUAGUGAACAUUUUUUGCAAUUUUUCUUGCUUAAUAAAGCUAUGUGAUUAUAACUGCACACAAUACACUGUGCUUCAUCAUAGACAGGCAAUGGAUCACAUGGGAAGCUGGAGACUGGAUCAGGAUAAUACUGACCUGAUUGACAAGUUGGGUUGACAUGACUUGGAUGCUUGCUAGGGAAAGAGACACGGAUCUUGAUUGAUGGAUUUGUAAUGCUAGGAAAGCAGUUCUUGCUGCUCUUGGUCUACAACCUGCUAUGGCAUUUGGCUCUUGGAUCAGUCUGAUCUCACCACAUUUCCAUUUUCUCAGCCUGACUAAGCGGCUCACAGUUGGGAAAUGCCAACAAGUCCAUGCAGGACUGUCAGCAAAAUCCAGCAGAAUCUAGGACAAGUUCACAGCUAGUCAUCUGCCAGGCUCCGUAAAUCUGAGAAACACACCCACAAUUACAUGUUGCAAUUCCUGGCCCACCUCUCAAGAGCAGGUUAUUCCCCAACAUUUAUCAAGACAUAAGUAAGUUUUCAUUGUUUUAUCUCAAAGUUAUUUGGACAGUUACUCAGAUAGGGAAAGUCUCAAUGUAUAAAGGCCACAGGAAAACAAAUUAGUCUGUCUUAGGUAGGCACCUGGACUGGCAUGGAGGAGUUGGCCAAGAGGCCUGUUUCCAUGCUCUAUAACUCAUGUUCAAUGACUCUAUGACCAAUCAUCAGUAUCUGACCUACACAUCAAUUGGAUUGGCACAAAGGGUCUGUUCCAGUGCUCUACUGUUUUAUGGUCUAUGUUCUAAUCCUUUGAGCUCCCAAUCUUCCAUAAUUCUUUUCCUAGUCCUAUCCACAUUCUGGAUUUUUACUUCCAUUGCAGCAUUCUAGCUGGAAGACGGAUAAAUUUCAAAGAAGAUCCAAACAAUUUUGUGAUUUCGCUAUUAAACUAGUUGGGAAAGCUCAGUUUCAGACUUCACCAAUCUCAGAGGUUUGACCAGUAGGAGAACAGGAUUCCCUCUUAGUUUUUAACCAAAACUAGCACAUUUCUCCCAUUCUUUCCAUAGAAAUAAAAUUAUCUGACCACACCCACUUUCCGCGCUGUUAUGUAUGUUUGUGUUUACUAUCAACAAUUACAUCAUAUUCACAGUUUAAAUAAUAAUAUAAUUAAUUCUUACAAUGACACUGGUCUUAUUCUGGUGAAGCAACUCUAAAUGGACAAUUUUGUGACAGUUUAAAAUGGACAAUGACAACUCA